This is a messenger RNA of Marchantia polymorpha subsp. ruderalis, 1512 nucleotides long. The record is from the annotation of a GenBank genome assembly. NCBI's taxonomy places the organism in Eukaryota, Viridiplantae, Streptophyta, Marchantiopsida, Marchantiales, Marchantiaceae.
GGGAUUUCUGAGCUUGGUUCUGCAGUCAGUCUCAUUGUAGCCGCUCCGCUCUGCUUCCUUUGUUCAGUCCGCUUCCUCUCGAUGCGAAUGUGCGAGUGCGGAGUGUCAGCAGACGUCGUGCAUCUGUUCUGGAGCCAAGCAGGUACUCACAGAGGUUGUGCUAGGGUACGCAUCGUCGGCAAGGGAUCGACUCCAUCGACAGACUGUCUGGCCCGAGUUUCAUCGGCUUGCCCUGCCUCAAUUUGCUUUCACGAGAGCCAAGUAGGAGAGCAGAAGCAGUUGUCAGAGCGAGUCUGGCCCGAGGUUCAUCAGCUAGCCCUGCCUCAGUUCGCUUUCACGGGAGCCAAGUAGGAGGGGCAGAAGCAGUUGUCAGAGCGAGUGCCUUGGUCGCGGUUGGGCAAGCUAGUGAGUGGCCAAUUCUGCCGUACGCCACGCGCAUGCAAUAUUCAAGCUAGUGUGAACUGUUCGUGAUUGGGCUGGUCGCUAUUAGGAACUUGGAAUCUCAGCCGGACGUGAAGCAGCGCACGCAGGAUACAAAGAUAGGAGCCGAUUUCAAUCAAGGGACAUCGAGAUGCAAGCGACGAGGCAGUUUCUGGAGGUUCCAAGCAUGCUGGAUCGAGAUCUGCGGAGCUCGAGGGCAGUUUCGACAGGGGACUCAAUGAUGGCGCCGUCAACACUGUCAGGAUUGGGGGAGCCGAACAGAACGGAGCCAGGAAACACGGGGCUUAUCCCCAAGUAUAAGAUCAUCAAUGCAACGCUCAAUGGGCCCGAUUACGUUCCAUCGGAGGCACAGAUUCUUGCUGCGGAGAUGGCGGAGGAGUUCUACGGCACGCAGGUAACGUUCGUACAUGCCGACAAGGAUACUUUCAAAAGCAUCGUACAGAAGCUUACGGGAAACUCCAGUGUAGAUUCCCAAAGUCAGGCCGCCGCACGAUUGCCUGCUCAGCGAGCCACGGGCAGCGGCUGCGAUGCAAGGCGAAAACCUUCGAGCUCCACGGCGAGUGUUCCCCCAGCGACGUGCAGAGCUAAAGCUAGACCUAGCACAGGGGUGCAGAAGAUGGGGUUAAUGCAAAGGCAUAAGCUGAAGAUAGUGCAGGAGGAUUUCCUGAAAGGGCCUUCUACGCUUGUGAGCCCGGUCUCCGUUCUAGAAACCAGAUCUGAAUUCGAGCACAGCUCUCCGGAGACGGGAGGCAUGGAGUUAUCAGAUUGCUAUCAAUCUUGUAGAGUAGAUGUACAUUUUGGGGGGAUGGGAGUAUCUUUGUUUCCAAAUAUUGUUCAGCCAAAUUACCCUAAGCUUCUAUCCUUGUUUCCCGAAACUCCUCAACAUGACAGAUGAAGGAGUUAUCUGUGUCUCGAGCACAUGAUAUUGUAGAUAAUUCUGUUAAAAUUUCAAAACCUUGUAAAAUCAUCCUGAUGCAACUAUCGAGUUGCAUCUCAUAGAAAAUAUCUUCGUCUGUAUUCAAUGUACUGUAAAAUAUAUAUGGUACAAGUUUGAGAAAAGUUCAAUCUGCG